UUAGAACAAGAAAGACAGAAGGAUCAUGGAAGAAACGCAAAUUAAAACGUCGGAAACGGAAGAUUUUUUAAUUUUCAAGUGGUUUGGUGUAUCUCCUAGUCGGGCCAACUCCAAAGAAGGUAACGUAAGUCGGAAUCGAUUACCAGUGACCACCAUCUUCAAAACCCUCCAAUCUAUAAAGUUCCAAGAACUUCAAAGCCUGUUUGGUGUGGAAGUCAACAGAAAGGAACUGUUCGCAGAUCCAUCUCUUUCCACCCUCACUUCAAAAUCAUCAUCUUUCUUCGAUAUUUGCCUAUAAACCGCCGAACCAUUGGGCAGAUAAUCUGAAGUUAUAGCUUUUUUUUUUUUUUUCUCUCCCUUUCCUUCUGGCUCUGUUAUCUUCCCAUUUUCCAUGUCUGGGGUGUAUUUCUAUUUGGGUCUUGUUGUUCUGAGCCUACUUUCUAUCAGCUGCGUGGUGACUUCAGAUUCUUCACUGGGGUCACGUCGUUCGAUCCUUAGAGCAGUCAAAAACAAUGUUAAUAAUGGAGAUCUUCGAGAUUAUGCCGUUGACUUGAAUGCGACGAAUUUUGAUGCUGUUCUGAAGGAUACUCCUGCUACUUUUGCUAUUGUUGAAUUCUUUGCUCAUUGGUGUCCUGCUUGCAGGAUUAUAAGGUACUAUUUACCAAAAUAUAGUUUAAAAUUUGAGGGUUAUUUAAUUAAUAAUUUGGAACUAUUGUUAUUCUCAUUUUCAAUUUCUAUUACAGCCGCACUAUGAAAAGGUUGCACGGCU
Molecule: messenger RNA, 769 nt
Organism: Prosopis cineraria
Lineage: Eukaryota; Viridiplantae; Streptophyta; Magnoliopsida; Fabales; Fabaceae
Product: sulfhydryl oxidase 2-like
Exons: 2
Coding region: 392-754 (120 amino acids)
Biological process (GO): protein folding
Cellular component (GO): Golgi membrane
Molecular function (GO): protein disulfide isomerase activity; flavin-dependent sulfhydryl oxidase activity
Source: RefSeq, a predicted model, not a curated record